This is a messenger RNA of Fusarium proliferatum ET1, 1824 nucleotides long. RefSeq lists its product as uncharacterized. The record is from RefSeq and is a predicted model, not a curated record. NCBI's taxonomy places the organism in Eukaryota, Fungi, Ascomycota, Sordariomycetes, Hypocreales, Nectriaceae. Gene Ontology annotation, molecular function: DNA binding; zinc ion binding. The transcript is spliced from 4 exons. Gene Ontology annotation, biological process: DNA-templated transcription. The coding region runs from base 1 to 1824 and encodes 607 amino acids.
AUGAACCGAUGUUCUCACGAGACCUUCGAGGGCUCGAGCCAACGCUCAAGUGUCUACGAGGAACUCGUCGGGCUGCUGAAGAACCUACCUGAUCAGGAUGCCCAGGCUAUCCUGCAAAGGCUCAGAUCCGGAACAGACGUCGCAUCAGUUGUCAAUCAGGCCAGAGCAGGCAAUGUAUUACUUCAGAUGGCCGUCGUUCCCGAGACGCGAUUACGAUACGAGUUCCCGUACAGAUCGGAGAUGCCCAAAGAGUUCGAGCUGAACAAUCCUUAUCUGAACUCAAUGCUGUAUGAAACAGCCUCUCUCUAUUCUCAACAUCAGAUAUCAGAGACAAACCUAACCGGCCAUCUCGCGAGCCUGAGUUCCGAAGAGCAGAGAAGCCCUUACUUGAAGCCCUUCCAUGCAGCACAAGUAUUCGAUCCUCUCCUGUCUGACGUCAAAGUCUCGGCGUGGACCAGCGUCUGUGACGACGACAAGCUCAUGCGGGACCUCUUGACUGUACUCUUCCGUUGCGAGUACCAUUUCACAGCAGCAUUUCACAAGGAUCUAUUCCUAGAAGAUAUGGCAGCGCGUCGCAAAGACUUUUGUUCUUCACUCCUUGUCAACGUAACUCUUGCAUAUGCUUGCGUCUGUUACCCUAAUUUCACCAACCGUGUCGAGUAUUGGAACCCGAACACUCUUGCUUAUCGCUUCAUUGCCGAAGCCAAGCGACUAUGGGAGCUGGAGGCUUCUAUUCCACGUAUGACUACCAUUCAGGCAGGUAUCCUUUUUAGUGUGUUUCAUAAUCUCUGUGGGCUAGACGAAGUCGGGAAACCUUAUAGGGUGCAUGCUGUGGCUUUGGCCAACCAGCUUCGCAUCUUCGACACCAUCGACAUUGCUGAGAGCAAGAGGAUACAGAGGGGCACCGAAAACCUGGCCUGGGCUAUGUAUAACUGGGAAACUCUCUCUGCUUUCUCUUUCAUGCUGUCGCCGCUCAUCAAGGAGCCACCAAGAUGGCCGCUUCCAGAUCCUUCAGAAGAUCCGUCGUGGUAUGGCGAAAUAUGGGUCAAGUACCCUUUGAAUCACGGCCUUUCAUCGAUGUGUCUUGGGGAGGUUGUCCAUGCUCGGAGCCGGUUCCGGAUCAUCAUGAAUGAGUUUUGCGACGCAGCAUACUCAGAAGGUUCCAAGGUAGGAGUUAACCUGGCUUAUCAGUUCCGCGGAAGGCUGGAAGAAUGGUUCGAAAGCCUACCCGCAUCUCUAAGUCCAAGGAGAAUUGUUCUUCCUGGCCAGCUACAACUACAUAUGUACUAUCACCACUUACUAUUGACGAUCUUCGAGCCUCUUUAUGAUGCUGAAACGACUGGAGAGCCUUCUCCACAGCGUAUCGUAGCUGGCUCGAAGAGAAACAUGCAGACACUUGUCAGACUAUACUACCUCCGGCAUGGCUUUGAAGCAAUGGACCUCUUCAUCGUCGUCCCUCUGAUGGUAAUGGGUUACGAUAGUAUAGAUGCCAUCAAGGAGGAUACGCCUACAGAAGAAAUUGAGUUUCUACGAUCGACUCUCAUCCUGAUAGCCCAAGGCCUCUACUACCAACGAAGAAAUCACUACUUGGCGCAAGCACUUUUCAGAGUCAUCCGAGGCAAAAUGCGCCCCCAGGAGAUUGGCUUGCUGAAGAGUUCAAUGGCGCUGGAUAGAUACGAGGCUGAUCCAGAGCCGGAGAUGGCAGUGGCUGUUCGAAGCCACUGGCCAGUGAGCGUUGUUAAGAAGCGUGAGGACAUGGAGUCACACAUACUGACCAAUCUCGUGGAGAACUUUGGCCGUGUCAAUAUUGAGGAAAUUCCGUGA